Molecule: messenger RNA, 4033 nt
Organism: Gallus gallus (chicken)
Lineage: Eukaryota; Metazoa; Chordata; Aves; Galliformes; Phasianidae
Gene: ANKRD24
Product: ankyrin repeat domain 24
Exons: 17
Coding region: 871-3744 (957 amino acids)
Molecular function (GO): actin binding
Source: RefSeq, a predicted model, not a curated record
UCGCCGCCAUCUUUGUGUUUGGCAACAGUGAUGUCUGCCCUCAGCCUGCCAACACGUCCACUAUAAAACACAGCCCUUGGAGGGGAAGAAGACACAGGGUGCUGGCAAGGAGGUGUCAUGCCAACGGGUGCCACGCAAGUGUGUGCACCACAAAGGCAGAGGGUGUCAGCUCUGCUGGUCUCAGCCAUGUCCUGCACUGCCCACAGCUCGAGAUCCCCAAUAGGGCUGGGAGGGGGCACGUCAUAGAAUCAUAAAAUGGCUUAGGUUGGAGAGGACCUUAAGGACAAUCCAGUUCCACCUCCCCUCACUAGGCAGGGUUGCCAACCGCUGGGUCAGGCUGCCCAUGAUCCAACCCAGCCUGGCCUUGAGUGCCACCAGAGAUGGGGCAGCCACAACUUCUGGACAAUCUGCCCCAGCACCUCACUGCCCUCUGAGUCAAACAUUUCCCCUUAACAUCUAACCUGAAACGUCGUGGUGGUUUCAAACCCUCCUCUCCCUCCCCUGAAGCUUGCCCAGCCCUCCCAUGGCACCCUCUCCCCUGCAGCUGCCCUGUGCCUGGGUGCAGGGGUUUGAAGGCUGCCAGUGCUCCCUACCCUGCCUGGUGCUGAGCCCUCCCAUGUUCCCCCCCCAGCUGUAACCGCAGAGGUAACCCAAUGCCUGUGUGUGGCCCCCCCGCAUCGUGCCGUGGGCCAGCAGCAGCGAGAUGAGGGACAGGCAGGGCUGGUGGUGAGCUGGACCCAUAGCAGAAAGGGCCUCAAAGCAGCCACUGCCCCCUGCAACAGUCACAUCCCCACAGCCUGAGCCCACGGGGCAGACGAGGCUUUCAGGCACAGCCAUCGGGUGUCCGGGUGCCACGGGACUGGAGUUGCCAUGAAGAGCUUGAAGGCCAGGUUCAGGAAGGCAGAUAGUCAGGACUGGACUAAGAAUGAUGAGAAGCUCCUGCAAGCUGUGGACUACAACGAUGCUGGAAAGGUGGCAUCCCUCCUCGUCCGCAAGGGCCUGGUCCCCACCAAGCUGGAUUCAGAGGGCAAAUCUGCGUUUCAUCUGGCUGCCACACGGGGGAACGUGGACUGCCUUGAAGCCAUGUUAGCUCACGGCGUGGAUGCCAUGACCAAGGACAGCUCGGGUUACACUGCCCUACACCUGGCAUCCAAGCAUGGCCACCCACAGUGUGUGAGCAAGCUGCUGCAGGCCUCUUGCCCUGUGGAUGUAGCUGAUAGCAGCGGCCAGACGGCGCUGCACCAUGCAGCAAUGAGUGGCUGCAUAUCGUGCUCAGAGAUCCUCUGCGAUUACAAAGCUCCCCUGAACAUUAAGGACAAGAAUGGCUGCACGCCGUUGAUCCUUGCUGCCAAGAUGAGCCACUCAGAGCUCUGCCAGUACCUGCUGCACCGUGGAGCAGCCAUCAACAGCCGGGACCUGCAGGGGAAGACAGCCCUGAUGCUGGCCUGUGAGAACGGCAGCGUGGAGACCGUGGAGGUGCUCAUCAAUGCUGGUGCACGGGUGGCCUUGGUGGACUCGAUGGGCCACGAUGCUGCACACUACGGCCUGUCCACGGGCAAUGCUCUCAUCCAGCACUUCCUGCAAGAGGCUGCUCAGCGCCAGUCCUGGGCCAGUGAAGAGGAAUCAUCUGAGCAGACAUCCCAGACAUCUUCACCCAGCCAGUCGGCAGGCAGAGAGAAAAGCAACACCCCGAGGAAGAGGAAAGCUCCCCUGCCUCCCCCAGGUACCCCAGGCCAGGAGGACCAGGAUGCUUACGAGGAGAUCGUGCGGCUGCGGCAGGAACAGGCACAGUUCUUGCAGAAAAUUCGGGGCUUGGAGCAGCAGGAGAAGGAGAGACGAGAGCAGGCAGAGCUGGAUAAGGGCUCCCUCCGCUCCAUGGAGAAGCAGAUCCAAGAGCUGGAGGAGCGGCUGGCAGCACGGGAAAGAGAGAAGGAGCGGCUGGGGAAGGAGGUGGAGGUUCUGCAGAGCCGCUUGUCCUCGCUGGAGAAUGAGAAGGAAAACACGAGCUACGACAUCGAGACGCUGCAGGACGAGGAAGGAGAGCUGCUUGAGUUCCCAGGGGCAGAGCUGCUGCUCUCCAAGAAGACCCUGAGCCCUUCGGCUGAGGAGCUGCUGGCCACGCUGCAGGGCCAGGUGCAGUCCCUCACCAUGCAGAACAAGGAGCUGAGGGAGAAGAUACAGGUCCUGGAGAACUUCGAGAGGGAUGAAAGCGACCCUUCUUCCCCUGGGGACUUCGUGCCUGCCAGCCUCUACAACUCCCUCAAGCGUGAGCUGGAGAGGCUGCAGGCUCAGGGCACAGCUGUGGCCGAGCGUGGGAGGCAGAGCCCUGCAACAGAGCCUGGUGGAAAGGGCAGCAAGGAGCAGCGGUGUGCUGAGCAACAGGUCCAGAGCCGCUGCAAGUGUGAGCUGCAGGUGCCACUCCAGCAGUCUCCCUCCAGCCCCGUGCAGGAGGGUGGCAAUGAGCUGGCCGAGGCACGGGUGGCCCUGAAGCAGGUGCAGGCGGCGCUGGAGGAGCGGGAGCAGCAGGUGCGGGAGCUGCAGGGCCGCUUGGAGGCUGGUGCCCAGGAGGAGGCAUUGCGGGAGAAGGCGGCCCUGCUGGAGCGCUGCAGCCGAGCAGAGGCGGUGGCGGAGGCGAUGAGGUGCGAGCUGGAAGCCAAGACCCAGGGCUGGAGGGCGGGCAAUGCACCCGAGCUGGAGCCAGGAGUGCCGGAGCAGCGCACGGCCGAGCUGGCACGGCAGCACGGGGAGGUGACGGCUCAGCUGGGGCAGCUGCGAGAGGUGCUGAGCUGCAGGGAGGCCGAGCUGGAGACCCUGCGAGAGCAGCUGGCAGCCCGGCCGGUGGGACGGCAGGAGCACGAGGAGGUGCUGGCCCGGCUGCAGCAAGCACAGAGGGAAGCCAAGGGCCGGGUGUCACCAGAGGAGCACGCUCGGGCCACAGCGGCGCUGCAGGAGCAGCUGCAGGCGUUGCAGCAGCGGGCGGAUCGGCUGCAGGCUGCGGCGGAGGCCAAAGGGCGCGAGGCUGCCCGGCUGCAGGCUGAGCUGGCAGCGGCGGUGCCGCGUGGGGAGCACGAGGCGGUGCAGGAGGGGCUGCGGGCCGAGGCGGCGGCGUUGAGCCAGAAGCUGAAUGAGCUGUCACGACGGCACGAGAAGACGUGCGAGGAGGUGUUCCGGGUGCAGAGGCAGGCGCUGUUCAUGAAGAGUGAGAGGCAGGCGGCCGAGGAGAGGCUGGCCGCGGUGCAGCAGCAGCUGGCCGAGGCGCGGGACGAAGCGCAGCGCCUGCAGGACCUCCACGGCCACGCGGAGGACUCAGCCCGGUUGGUCAGGGACAGGGAUAGGAAGAUCACUGAGCUCUCCAAGGAGGUCUUCAGGCUGAAGGAGGCCCUGAAUGCUCUCCCAGAGUCCAAGGGAGUGCUGCAGACCCCCCCCGACACCGCUGCCAUGCAGUCCAGGAUCCGGGCGCUGGAGGAGAAGCUGGCGGUGGGUACCGGGGUGCCUGAUGGGUUCCCAGGUCCCUGCCCCAAGCCCAAGCCUGCUCACUCUCUUUCAGGACACGGAGCAGCAGCACAGCAAGGUGAUCAAGCUGUACCGGAGCCACCUGCUCUAUGCAGUGCAAGUGAGCUGGGACAUGGCCGUGGGGACAUGGCCGUGGGGGACCACUGCACCAUGUGUGCACCAGUGCCCCGUACACAGUGGUGGCAGCAAAGGCUCCUGAAUGUCCCUUCUGCCCCAGGGCCACAUGGAUGAGGACGUGCAGAGGCUGCUGUGCCAGAUCCUGAAGAUGCAGAGGCUGCAGGAGCAGGGCAGAUGAAUCCCCACCAGCGAGGCAGUACUACAGGGACCACAGGCACAGCCAGCACCCUGGCCGGGUGGGGGGGGGGUCAGGCCCAUGCUUACACCCUCGCGGCCCCUUUGCUUCUCUGAGCAGCACCCUGGUGCUGGCACACACAUCUCUAACCCUCACCUGGCACUGGGGGUCCUGUGCUGGCCCCCACGCUGCUGCACACACCCCAGCACAGUAGCAAUAAAGCAUUUC